Molecule: messenger RNA, 1639 nt
Organism: Chrysochloris asiatica (Cape golden mole)
Lineage: Eukaryota; Metazoa; Chordata; Mammalia; Afrosoricida; Chrysochloridae
Gene: CDC25C
Product: cell division cycle 25C
Exons: 15
Coding region: 203-1639 (478 amino acids)
Biological process (GO): positive regulation of G2/M transition of mitotic cell cycle; G2/M transition of mitotic cell cycle; positive regulation of G2/MI transition of meiotic cell cycle
Cellular component (GO): nucleus; cytoplasm
Molecular function (GO): protein tyrosine phosphatase activity
Source: RefSeq, a predicted model, not a curated record
AAAGUCUUUCUCGGGUAACGCAGUCAGAAACCAGCUUAACGCUUUGAUUCAGGGAUAGGGGUGGCUUUCUCCCUAUCGAGUCACCACCCCCCAAAAUAUCGCAGAAGGUGGACGUGCCCAGUUGGAGGCAUAUAUUGAAACUCGUGGGGGCACCAAGGAAAAUAGGAGGUAUUGCUUUUUUCUUGGUGAGCACUCGGAGACCAUGUCUGCAAAUCUCUUCUCAUCCACAAAAGAGGAGGGAAGCUCUGGCUCAGGGCCCAGUUUUAGAUCCAGUAGGAGGAAGAGGCUAAACCUGCUGCUGGAAAGAGAAACUUCAUUUACCGUUUAUCCAGAUCUCCCUAGAACUCCAAUGAACAAAGUUUUUGGUGAUUCUCGAAACUUAAGCAUUUUUUCUGGCGGAACCCCAAAAUGUUGCCUUGAUCUUUCGAAUCUUAGCAAUGUGGAGAUGUCUACCAUGCCUUCAACUCAGCUUACCACUUCUGCAGACUCUGGUGAAACCGGUCAUUUGGAUUCAUCAGGACUGCAAGAAAUACAGUUAGUUGGGGUGAAUCAUCAUCAGCAUCUUAUAAAAGGCAGCCCAGCACAACUGAUGUGUAGCACUCCGAAUUCUUUGGACCAUGGUCACAGAAAGAAAGAUGCAGUGUGUAAUUCAUCUACAAAUAAAAAAAAUGACAAUCGGAACUUAUUGGAAAAUGAAAUGACAGAUUUGGGCAGUCCCAUUACUAUACUUCCAAAACGGAAUGAAAAUCCAAAACUAGAAUUCCAGAUAGAAGAUAUUUCACAUGAUUUGAUGGAGUUUUCACUGGAAGAUCAAGAAGAUGCCAAGGCAUCUCUGAACAGAAGCUACCUAUAUCGGUCUCCUUCGAUGCCAGAGAAUUUGAACAGGCCAAGACUGAAACAGAUGGUAGAAUUCAAGGACAACCUAAUGCCAGAUCAGGUAAAAAAAAAAAGAUUGUUCCUGCCUUAUAACAUAUUUGGGAAAGGCUUAGGUCUAAAGAAGACUGUCUCUCUGUGUGACAUUAGUGUUACUCAAAUGAUGGAGGAAGAUUCUAACCAGGGACAUCUGAUUGGUGAUUUCUCCAAGGUAUGUGCACUGCCAACCGUGUCAGGGAAACACCAAGAUCUGAAGUACAUCAACCCAGAAACGGUGGCUGCCUUACUUUUGGGGAAGUACCAGGGCCUGAUUGAGAAGUUUUAUAUCAUUGAUUGCCGCUAUCCAUAUGAGUACCUGGGAGGACACAUCCAGGGAGCCUUAAACUUAUAUAGUCAAGAAGAACUAUAUAACUUCUUUCUAAAGAAGCCCAUUGUCCCUCUGGACACCCAGAAGAGAAUAAUCAUCGUGUUCCACUGUGAAUUCUCCUCAGAGAGGGGUCCCCGAAUGUACCGCUCUCUGAGAGGAAAGGACAGGACUUUGAACCAAUAUCCUGCCUUGCACUACCCAGAGCUGUACAUUCUCAAAGGGGGCUACAGAGACUUCUUUCCAGACUAUAUGGAACUAUGUGAACCACAGAGCUACUGCCCUAUGCAUCACCAAGACCACAAGGCUGAACUGCUGAGGUGUCGAAACCAAAGCAAAGCAUGGGAAGGGGAGCGACAGCUGCAGGAGCAGAUUGCCCUCCUGAUGAAGGGCAUGAAGUGA